Pomacea canaliculata is the source of this 4699-nucleotide messenger RNA. RefSeq lists its product as uncharacterized. The coding region runs from base 249 to 4568 and encodes 1439 amino acids. NCBI's taxonomy places the organism in Eukaryota, Metazoa, Mollusca, Gastropoda, Architaenioglossa, Ampullariidae. The record is from RefSeq and is a predicted model, not a curated record. The transcript is spliced from 32 exons.
UCGGACACCAUUGAACUAUAACACUCGUUUAGACUAGUGAAACAGGCGACAUCAUUAAUAGAUAUUGCAUUUUAAUCUGUAUGUCGCUGUUUGAUAUCAGCGGUCACGUGGUCGAUAAAAUGUUAUCAGGAAUAUGACAGACUCGCUGGACGUUUCUAAGCCGGUUUGUGAAAUUCGGUAAAGUUCAUUCAAAGUUUGUUUAUUUUCGUGGAAAAAGCAAGAUUAAUUUGAGUGGGAUUUAUGAUGACAUGGGAGGACUUCGUGAAUGCAUGGUUGUCGUCACAAUCGGUGUGUGCCUGGGGUCUUCUGCCAGAGGUGCAGACGUCACAUGCCAACCGCCCAACAGCACAGAAUACUUCAACAGUCUACCCAGCAUGCCUAAAUUCGCGGAUGGUUUCCACGUGUGGAUGGAGAUUAAGACGGAAAGAAGCAACAGAACGGUGUUUGUCGAGGAGUCUAUGAAUAAGAGCGGCAACAUUGCCGUCCUCCGCCUCCUCAGCAAUGGCGUGGAGACCAAAACCAUCUUUUUGUACGAUGUGCAACAGACAUUGGUUAUCAUGGGUACAAACUGUGCAGUAGGAACCAUCAUUUCCGACCCAAGUCUAUUCGUUGCCGGGCCCCAGAAUGCUGGUGGUAUGACUUAUUUACCGACGGGACUAUUUGCUAAUCUUUCAGCUCCCAAGGUGUAUGCCGGUAGACAGGAAGUAAGGGGCAUACCUUGUGAUCGAUGGCACGCGUGUGUAUCCACGCCACACGUGAAUUACACUGUAGAUUUUUAUUUCACAGUGCACGACUGGCAGACGCCUUCCAGCAACCCGCAAGUACCCGUCAGGUUCAUGGUGCAAGGACAGCAAGCACUUGACCCAGCCUCCCCGUCUCUCUUCAGUCAAGUGUAUGACUUCUUUGGGUAUGAACCUCAGAGUGUCGUUGAUGAAAAAGUCUUUGAGACUCCCAAAGGAAUUGUGUGCUUUGGAAGGAAAGGGCCUAGUAUUUCUACAACCCUUAUAACCAGCGGUUUCUAUCAUUAUCGCCAAGAAUCUGUGGACAUCGUAAACAACAUUGUCCGAGGGUCAGAGGUAUGGUACGACUCCACAACCAAGUUUGUUCGGGUAGACUAUAACUCACCUAAUGGGGGUCCUAUGUCAGAAGUGCACGACUUCAACUUUGGGACGCGUUACUUAAUAAAUGUGAGCUCAGGGCAGUGCACACAAACGAGAUUGGAAGUAAACAACAUCGACUCCAUGCUGAACGCUCAAGCUUACUUGGUGAACGACAGCUAUGUACUUACGUUGAAAGACCCUCUGAGUUUCUUUUUCCUGAACUCUAGCUUCAUUUACUCGGGGCAGCGGAAGACGAGGGACGUCCUUUGUGAGGUGUUCACCUCCCAGCGCCCAAACUUUGAUUACUUCAACAACGGCAGCGCUUACACGGCUACGGUUGAAGCGUACUUUGUAUCAGCCCUCUGGAGUGACGUGUCUUCUCGCACGUACGAGAUGGUGGAUGAACCGUUCACCCCCUUCAGAGUGGAGCUGACCAUUCCAACGCUGGAUAUCGACACCAUCUUUAAUAUUUACGACUAUGACGACAAUCAGCCGGAUAGGGAAGUCUUUGAUGUUGCCGGCUGUUUCAAUUCGUCCGCCCGGCUUGACUUUAGGAUCCGUUUAGUAGGCGAGUCUGUAUACUACAUCUAUAACGGUCACACGGGACACCUCGUGGAAGCCCAAAUGCAGGAUCUUCUGGCGAACUUAAUGCAAGUCAACCGUCUUCGCGUAAUGCGAGUGCGGCUGGAAUAUGACACCCAUUAUAUCUUUGUGCAGGCGAGCCUGCUCGACCGCACCCCGUCAUUAGUACAGUUCACGCGCCUGCCGAACUCGGUGAUCGAACAGAGCGACGACUUUCAGUACCCCGACAUCCCCAGUGCGGCUGCCUGUAGUGAGAUGUGCAUGCUGAGCCCAGGGUUUCGGUGCAUGAGCUUCGAGUACUGCCCCGACGGCUGGAUGCCCUGCAGACUCAGCCGGCGCCACGUCAGCGAUGGAGAAUCGACUGUCUCAUCCAGUCGCUGCGACCUGUACUCAAGGACUGUUGAUACUCAAAAUACAGCAGAAGAACCAACAAUUGGAGAGGCGUACUCAAAUCUUCUUGAGAAACUAGAGUCGCAAAACUUUUACAUCUAUAUUUCAAUGAGUGACAUCAGCGAAAAUGAAGCACCCUUUAUUGCUAUAGCUUCAGAAAUAGUCUUUGGUGAUUAUGAGAAUGUGCAACUUCCAUCCCUGCCAGCCAAGUUCUCUUAUCGCAUGGAGAUUGUCUUUCCACAGAGCAGCAUGGUCAAUGUCUACGAUGUGUGGUAUGACUCACCUAACGAGCUUGUGCGCAUUGACUUCCAUGAUUUAGUCCCAGGACCUCCUUACUACACACCAUACACAGUUAGCCGCAUCCAUGACUUCACCAGAGGGAUCACAUAUGACAUUGACACCCACCAAGGCAACUGCACUGUGAGUCCCAUCCAAAACUUUGGUGACAUUGAUGUUCAGCUUCUGAACAGCUCAAGGUCAAGAGCAGGAAUAGAGAUGGUUAGCAUGAAAUCUCCUUCUCAACUGUUUCACCUGGACAAUACCUAUAGAUAUACAGGUCAGAAAACUGUGAGAGGCAUCUUGUGCGAUGUGUUUGAAUCAGCAAGGGCGGAUUUCCAUUUUGGAGAAACUGACGGUAGAGUACAACACUCAAUCUUCCAGUAUUUUUUCAUAGCUAGUGACUGGUCAUAUAUUGCUGACAGCGAAGAUGUUGCUACAAAACAGGCACCUGUGAUGCUCACUGUGGCAGAUGCUGAGGCAAAAAUAUACAUGAUAUACAAUUUCUUUGACUUCAAUGAUGAAUACUUGACUUCUCAGAACUUUGACAUAAGCCCAUGCUUCUCAGAUGAUCAAAAGAUUGACUUUGUCAUUGAUUUUAAUCAGACUUAUCACCCAUACCUGGAUACACACGAGUAUGACUUCAGAGAACAGGCUCAGUCAAAACUAUCAUCCCUUAUCCGAAUGUCACCGCUACGUCUGCAGGAUCUACAGGUUACAUAUCAGUCAAGCCAAACAUUUCUCGUUGCCACGCUGCUGGGCACAGCGGCACCCCAGUUUUAUUUUGGUGAGGAUGGGUCUACUGCACCAUACCAUGCCACUAAAAUGGUGCCAGACUCUGAUGUUGUAAGCUGCGCCAAUGUGUGCUAUAAUAGUACUAGCAUGCUGUGCAACAGCUUUGAUCUGUGUGAUGAUAAAACCUGCUUACUCAGCACCCUCCAUGUCCCAGAUGGCAAUGCCACUGGACAGUCAGGACACUGCCGCCAUUUUUCUCGAUUAACAAAUGCUACAUAUGCAGAACCACCUGUGGAAAUGGCUUAUGCCAUCAUGAAGGAUUUGGUCUACAAAGGUUUGCUUAGCAUUCAGAUACCUGUUCCUGGCAAUGGAUCACAGAAUGUUAUCUACACUGCAAAGGGUAUCAGAAAUGAUAUUUUACGUUCAAAACCCCCAAGUGAUACUGAAGAAGCGGAUCUUCAUGGGUUCACACAUGCUGGCUAUAACAUAAAGACGGCUCAGUCAAGAUGGGCAAUCACUGGGAUAGCUGUGGAUGACUGUGCGUCAGCCUGUCUCAGUGAACAGUUCUUUGAUUGUGAUGCGUUUGAUUACUGCUACAAUACUGGUGACUGCUUCCUCUUUGACAGUUGGGUUGUAGACCACGCUGAUUUUGAUAAUUCUUCCACCUGUGACCUCUUCAGACGACUGUACACAGACAAGUUCACAAUGUACCCAGGCCAAAUCUUGGAGAGUGCAGCAGAUGUUGUCUUGAAGACAUCUUCUGUAGAGAUGUGUGCCAAGCAGUGCUACCAGGGCCUAGGUUACAAUGUCAGCUGUCGAUCUUUUGACUUCUGCGCCAUCACCAGUGACUGUCUGCUCCGGCAUGUGCAUAUGCUAGACAUAGAACCAUCUGCAGUGAUAAACAGCUCUACAUGCAUCCACUACUCCCGAAACUACCUAUAUGACUUUGAUAAGAUGACCAACAAGAUGUUGCCAGGCCAUGAUGAUGUGGUUUACAAAGAUGUGUCACCCGCUAAGUGUGCUGGCUUGUGUCUUGAUGACCUUAACUGCCAGAGUUUCGAGUUCUGUGCUGGAGAAUGCCAUCUGUCUUCUGCAAGUGCAAAACUAAACCCAAAUGUCACAGUCAGUGGAACAUGUGAUCUUUAUGUAAUGCAAGAUGAAGCAAAAAAGGUGGACAGAGCAUCCAGUAUUACUUCACAGGCUCCCUCUUCCAGUGCAUCCCCUGUUCCAGCAAUCCGGUCUCCAAUAUUAUCAAUCCAGCCUCUCCCCAGACACAGUGCCUUGACUGCAAUAAAUGAUACUACAGGCUGCACACAGAAGAAUGUGGAUGGAGAUUCAGAUAACACAGGACCACGUGUUGGUAUUGCAUUUGGGGUCCUUAUUCUGGGCAUGAUCAUUGGUGCUGUUAGUGUCCUGCUAGUUCACCGCUACCUCAAUCGCCGUCUGGGAACUGACACAAUAGAACUACAUUCUGGUUCUCACUGAGGUGCUGCUAUCAUUAUCCAGCAUUCUGGUCCUGCAUAUCCAAAAUUGAAAGACUAAAUGUGCUUGUGAACUUUUGUUUUCUCGUUUGUAUAGGUAUAGCACACAAGGCAUAAUAAACUGUAAAAUUUUUA